CCCUCGCCCCGGAGCAGUGAGCGUGCGGCGGAGCAAUGCACUCAAAAGCCCUCUCGUGUGUUUGUCCCUUCAGGGUGGCGUGUUAGGCUGGUUGGGGGGUGCAAGCUCCUAGGACGCGGGGAGAGAGCUGGCAGAUGUCCCAAGCGAGGGAACCUCUUCCUCCGGGGCCUGAGGGGCCGGCGCCUGCAGCUCCGACUGAACGCAGCCUUCUGGUCUCGCUGCCUCGCGAAAAAUGUGACAAAGUGAAUACAGCUGUAGGAGAGAGAGACAUAACACCACCUUCCAGUAACCAAAGCAUACAGCCAGAGAUACAAGACCAGUCUGUCUGGGGAAAUCGCACUGAUGGUGACCUCAUCAGAAAUUGCUGUGUUCACUGUAUCCUGGCUUGCUUGUUUUGUGAGUUUCUCACCCUCUGUAAUAUUGUUCUGGGACAAGCUUCCUGUGGCAUCUGUACAUCGGAGGCCUGCUGUUGUUGCUGUGGGGAUGAAAUGGGGGAUGACUGUAACUGCCCAUGUGACAUGGAUUGUGGCAUAAUGGACACUUGUUGCGAAUCAUCAGACUGCUUGGAAAUCUGUAUGGAAUGCUGUGGGAUUUGUUUCCCAACAUGAAAUAUUUGUAUCUCUUUUUUUAUUAUUCUGUUUAAAAACUGGAGAGCUUUUUAAAAUACUUUUGAAGAAAAAUAAGGUAAGAGUCUCACACAGCAACCUAGUAUUUGCACUGUUAACUUGCUAUGUUUAAAGAAUCUUUAGAGAAAACAAAAAACCUGUACUCUAACAAAUGUUUUAUGGUUUAGUAUGUGAAAUUCUAGUUACUUUCCAACCCUCUUUUGGCUUUGCAAAUGGGACAGUUGACUGCAAUCAACUUAAAGGCCUGAUACAACAGGCCUUUCUUGGUUAAAAUAGCAAUUUGAGUAAAGUUUUUGGCCAGAGAAAAGACUGCAAAGUAGCCUAAAUAUUUCCCCCCUCACCUACUUUAAUGCUUAAAUGCUUGAAUAGCCUUCCAUACCUAACACACUUUUGCAGGAGUUCUUGAAAGCAAAAUGUCUUUAUUUCCACCUUUUAUGGUUUGAAGUAACCUGGGCCUGUUAUAUUUUAAAGUGAAUUUAAAAUAUGCAGUGGGAAUCUACAAUUGAUCUUGAUGCAGUGGUCACAUUGAAAUGUUUCUUCUCUUUUGAAGUAUUCCAUUGGUUUGAGAGAGAUUCCCUGUGCUUAUAAUGGUGAAUACUGGUAAUAGGUGAAAUCCAGGCAUAUUAAGUCAAUGAGAGUUUUGUCAUUGACUUAAAAAGGGCCAGGUUUUCACGCACUGUCUUCCAAACCAGAAGAAACUUUUUAUA
This is a messenger RNA of Terrapene triunguis (Three-toed box turtle), 1333 nucleotides long. It is a transcript of the gene MDFIC, whose product is annotated as MyoD family inhibitor domain containing. Bases 135 to 608 code for a protein of 157 amino acids. NCBI's taxonomy places the organism in Eukaryota, Metazoa, Chordata, Testudines, Emydidae. The transcript has 3 exons. The record is from RefSeq and is a predicted model, not a curated record.